Molecule: messenger RNA, 1245 nt
Organism: Penicillium soppii
Lineage: Eukaryota; Fungi; Ascomycota; Eurotiomycetes; Eurotiales; Aspergillaceae
Product: DUF3984 domain-containing protein
Exons: 2
Coding region: 1-1245 (414 amino acids)
Source: RefSeq, a predicted model, not a curated record
AUGGAGUUCACAAAUACUUCGGGAGGGUUCCGCUCCCGCCGCUCAUAUCCAAAUCUCAACCAUGUCUCUCUAGCACCACUAACCCCACGGUUCCCCAUCGACGACGACACAGACCCAACAGACUACUUCGACCACCAUUACAAUGAAUCGUCAUCUUAUUUAUCCAGCAUCUCCGUCCCAAGCACACCCCCGAUCCUCUCGCACUCACGCAGCAACUCCCACACUCGCCACCACAACCGCAGCAAAAGCUCAACCUUGACAGCCCCAUUGAGCGACACAAACCUCCAGAGCCGGGACCUCACCCACCCACUGCACCACAUCCACCCCAAAAAAGCCCCCAGCAUCUCUCAGUCCCACGGCCGGCGGCCCCUCCCAGACCCGCCAAGCACCAAAACCGACGCAGAAUGGAUGCUCCGGGCAGGCAUCGCGCUCGCCUCCUCAACCCGCGAGGAAAAAGGCCAAAGCUGGCUGCACAAGCGCGAAAGCUCGACCAGCCUCGCAGCCGAGCUCAGUGACGACAAACCGCGCCACCACCAGCGGACGAAAUCCGGGGCGUCACGCAUGUCGCGGUCGGGCGCGUCGACGCCGUUCCGCUCUCGCGCACCCAGUAGACGCGGUAGCCGGGUGGGUUUGGCGAUGACCACGAUCCCCGGUAUGUCUUCGUCGCCGGACACAGAGCGAGUCUCGACGGGUCCCGGCACGACGGGAACUAACAGUCCCGAGGGGCGGGGCCGCGCCCUAGUGCCCGAUUUCGUGGACGAGCGGAUCCGCGCUGAGAUGGAGACGCUUCAGCGGGAGCGGUUUGGUGAGGAUGUGUCGUUGUGGGAGCGGUUUGGGGAUGAGGAGGAUGAGUGUUCUGUUGUGUCUGAUGAGUCAGUGGAGGAGUUUGACGAGGCGGAUCUACAGCGGUUGACACGAGAGAGGGGCUUCGGGUUGGGGUCUUGGAUUGAUCGGCUUGUUGAGUGGACUUUGUUUGGUGUUGAGGAGUGGCCUGUGCCUGCUGCUGGUUCUGCGGCGAGGAUUGGGUCUGCUGAUACUACUACUACUGUUACGUUUGAGGAGCCCGCGCUUGGGGAGAGGGAUCAAGAUACGCUUUCGCUUGUUGAGGAGGAGGAUUCGGAUGGGGAUGGCUCUCGUGCUGAUGAGUCUACUGCUGAUGAGGGUCCUGUUGAGAAGCCUGGGGUGCAGGGUGGAUGGGAAGAUGCGGGGUGGUUGUUCCGAGUUGUUAAGCGGGCAUUGGUAUGA